Cyprinus carpio (common carp) is the source of this 1557-nucleotide messenger RNA. RefSeq lists its product as uncharacterized. Bases 377 to 1060 code for a protein of 227 amino acids. Lineage: Eukaryota; Metazoa; Chordata; Actinopteri; Cypriniformes; Cyprinidae. The transcript is spliced from 2 exons. The record is from RefSeq and is a predicted model, not a curated record.
UUUUAUUGAGGGACUUCUAUUAUGAUAGUUUGUAGAGCAUAUUUCCAGAUACAUCCAGUAGGAGGCAUUAUUGUACAAGGUUGCUGCCUGCAGCCUGCUUGUAUUAUUACUGAGAGAACGGCAACUGUGCACUUAAGUUUUGUCCUGCCUGUUAUUUUGGAUGUUUGUCGGCAUUUGGUGUUUCAGAGUGUUAGUUCGUGACCAUAAAACUAAUUUUCAAUACACUCUGGAAAGAAGCUCCAGUCUCCUCAUUCUUUGUGUCCUGACCGACACACCAGGAGUGUAUACUGCUGAUAGUUAGAACCCAAGCCUAGCAGUCUCUUUCCUCUCCAACAACUGGUCCUUCAAGCCGGAGGCAGUGUUCAUUCUGGGUACCAUGGAAUCUGAUGAGGAGAUUGUUGGAGCAUCCAGACCAAAACGCCAAACACGUCCACCAGUACGAUUCCAAGAUUUCGAAGUGCAGUAUGUAGGUGGCAGAGCUGUAACUGAACAUACUAUCUCACCCCCCUGGGAGGUACCGGCCCAUUUGACACCUCUCCAGUCUUCGUGGCACAAUCCUAAUUACCUCUGUGAUGAUGCUGCUCUUCACACAGGCCCUCGGUUAAGAUCACCAAGCUUCAGUUCUACAGAGCACAGUGAAAACCUAGCUCAGUCAUUCAUGUCAGCCCAGCAGCCCAGAUACCCUGAGCCUGAGUACUACAAUGAACUACAAGCCAUUCGCAGAGAGAAUGCACAGCUGCUGCAGACACACCAAGCUUUUCGUGAUGACAUCAUGGAGUUGAAAGCAGUUAGUACUGAGUUCAAAGAACUUGUUAAAAUUGCUCAAGCCCUGAGAGCAGAGCUCAGUCCAUGUAAAAGCCAUGACAGUCCUCCAGUGCAAUCAGACCCCAAAUUGCCAUUCACUUCUUCCUGCCACGUAGACCAGACAGAGCAGGCCACAACAGCUGAUGAUAAAGAGUGGCCUGAGCUUCCACCCUGGCCUGAGCCCGAGUUAGAACUGAGAAGGGGUAUGGAGACUUUAAAGUUAUCAAAACCCAGCACAGCUACCUAUCAACGAUAGGUACAGAGGUACUCGAAGGCCUCCAAGUCUCAAUCUUCCCAAGCAUAUCUGCCUCCUCAGUAUUAUUCUCAAAGUCCAAAUGUGCUACCUCCACCACCAACACCUGAAGACCUCAGAGAGUUGUUAUCCUCAACUGCACAGUCCUUAUAUCGGAAACCUUCACAGGCCCAAAUCCCAGUUUCCUCUCCCCAACGUGGAGCCAUGCCAGCUCAGUUGAGUCAUCUAAGACCUGCAGUAAAAUCCAAUAUACCAUAUUUUACCCAUACCUCAGGGUCAGAGUAUGUCUAUAGAGGGCCUACCCCUACUAUCCCCAAGUUCAGCCGGCCAGAUCCAAGCGAGUUUGCCAGACUUCGAAUUGCUUUAGAGAAUUUGCUUCCUCCAGAUGGGACUGAACUCUUUAAAUAUCAAAUACUGGUGGACCAUUUAAACUUGGAUGAAGCUAAGCUGAUUGCAGAUGCUUUUCUGAACUCCCCUACCCCAUUUACUGACACCAUUGU